AUGCCGGAGAAAGCCUCAUCCUUGGUAAUUGUGAAGGGAUUCGUGCCUGUGCAGUCGUCCGCCCCAUUCUACCCCUUCAACACACGUCUUGACCCAGUGGCUGCGUAUGUUUAUGUGACUGCAAGUGCUGUUUCCGACGCUCUUCUAAUAUACAGGUGUAGCGUUGUCUGGGAUUCCAAGAAACUGGUGCUCAUCGUCCCAAUUUUACUCGCUCUAGCAUCGGCUGUGACAGGCUACCUUUCGCAAUAUGUCGGGCUGAUGUUCAUCGUCCUGUCUAUGUCCACCAAUUUGACGGUAACUUGUCUGAUAGUUGGGCGAAUCUUUUGGAUGGCUAGGCGUAUCCGCGCCUUUCUAGGGCCUGCGCAUAGUCAGUACACGGGGGCCGUCGCAAUAAUUGUCGAGUCCGGUCUGGUGUCGACAGUGUCUAUGGCGUUCAUUGCCGGGACGUUUCAAUGCGAUACUGCUCGCUGGGCAGCUUACUACUUGGGGUCGCAAGCGAUAGGAAUCGCGCCAACACUGAUACUAGUGCGGGUUGGCCUUGGUGCAGGAACUUACGAGGAGAGCAUGAAAACAUUAGAGUUUGCCGCGAAAACAGAACAAUCCGCUACUCAGUGA
Molecule: messenger RNA, 615 nt
Organism: Pleurotus ostreatus (oyster mushroom)
Lineage: Eukaryota; Fungi; Basidiomycota; Agaricomycetes; Agaricales; Pleurotaceae
Exons: 8
Coding region: 1-615 (204 amino acids)
Source: RefSeq, a predicted model, not a curated record